GUCAAAUCAGAAAACGACAUCAUCAUCAGGAAGUUUCGGUAAAACGCGUAGAUCCGUAUUGACACUGGCAAACGCUCUUGCGCUGUGGUGGUGCCAGAAUCAGCGUGUUUUGCGGUGGUCACGGUUCAUAGAGAUGGUAACAGAUGCGCUGGCAACACACAAUCAUGAAGACGAACGACAACUGGGCGGCCCUGACCUAGCAACAGUUUUGUACACGUUCCUCCCUAUCCUAGUAGCUGGUCGAGACGUCGACGCCCGCACAAGAAAUAAGAGUCCAUCUAAGAAUACUGUGGCUGGAGGACAAAGGAAAGAACAAGAACAAGGAAAUGAGGAACCGAAG
Amoebophrya sp. A25 is the source of this 340-nucleotide messenger RNA. Lineage: Eukaryota; Dinophyceae; Syndiniales; Amoebophryaceae. The record is from the annotation of a GenBank genome assembly.